Sporisorium graminicola is the source of this 1563-nucleotide messenger RNA. RefSeq lists its product as uncharacterized. Gene Ontology annotation, molecular function: ornithine decarboxylase activity. The record is from RefSeq and is a predicted model, not a curated record. The transcript has a single exon. Lineage: Eukaryota; Fungi; Basidiomycota; Ustilaginomycetes; Ustilaginales; Ustilaginaceae. The coding region runs from base 1 to 1563 and encodes 520 amino acids. Gene Ontology annotation, cellular component: cytoplasm.
AUGACUUGCUGUACCUUGAAACCUCCGGACCUCAACCUUCCCGGUCCUUCUCGUUACGCCCAUCAGUCGAUCCCCAUCGACAACUCGUACAAAAGUUUCGCGCCGAUGGCUGCUCCGUACAUCGCUCUGCCCCACCAGCAGCGCCUGCGAGCUGACACUCCUCCGCUCGACGAUGAGCUCGACCACAUCAAGCCGUUCGACGGCCACAAGCCCAUCUACCACGGCGGUUUCGACUCGCAGCUGAAGCGUGUCCUUCAGGACAUUGACAUCCACGGCUGCGAGGCCAAUGGAGAGAAUGCCUUCUUCGUCGCCGACCUCUCCGAGGUCUAUCGCCAGCACCUCCGCUGGAUGCGUGCCCUUCCGCGCAUCGUGCCCUUCUACGCCGUCAAGUGCAACCCGGACCCUUACGUGUUGCAGCUGCUCGCCGCGCUCGGUACCGGUUUCGACUGUGCCUCGAACGGCGAGAUCGAGGCGGUGCUCAAGCUGGGCAUCAACCCGGCGCGCAUCAUCUACGCCAACCCGUGCAAGGCCGCCAGCUUUGUGCGCCACGCCGCCGCGCACAAUGUCGGCCUCACUACGUUCGACAACAUGGACGAGUUGGACAAGAUGAAGCGCUACCACCCUUCGUGCAAGUUGGUGGUGCGUAUCUUGACCGAUGACUCCAAGAGCGCGUGCCAGUUGGGACUCAAAUUUGGUGCGCCUCUGGCUUCGGUGCCUCGUUUGCUGCAGCGUGCGCGCGAGCUUGAGCUCGACGUUGUCGGUGUCAGUUUCCAUGUUGGGUCCGGGUGUUAUGAUCCAGACUCGUUCCGGGAUGCUGUGUACCGCGCGCGUUGUGCAUUCGAGAUGGGCAAGGAGGCCGGAUACACGUUUGACCUGCUCGACGUCGGUGGUGGCUUUGGCCACGAUAACUUCGAGAUGGUUGCAGGUGUGCUGGGACCUGCGAUUGACAGGUACUUCCCGGACGAGGACUUUGCGCCUGGAGGAAAGGAGGUGGUUGGGAAGGCGAAUGGGCUGAGGAUCAUUGCCGAGCCCGGUCGCUUCUAUGUCCACUCGGCGUUUGCGUUGGCUACCAACAUCAUCGCCGCGCGUCGUGGCGAGCCGUCGCCGGCAGCCGCCGACGUUGAGGCUGCCGCCCCCACCAAGCCCCAAGUCAUGUACUACCAGAACGACGGCCUGUACGGCUCGUUCAACUGCGUCAUCUUCGACCACGUCACCGUCUACCCCAAGGUACUGACGCUGGGCUAUGAGUACGCGUACGAGCCCGCUAUCGCUUCGCCCGGUGUGGCGGCGAUUGCGGCCGACGACUCGGUCGAGCAGAAGGACGCAAAGACGCUCCAGUCCUGCAGCGUGUGGGGCCCCACAUGCGACUCGAUCGACUGCGUGCGCGAUCUCGUCCAGCUGCCCAAGGGCUUGAAGGUCGGAGAUUGGCUGGUGUACGAGAACAUGGGCGCGUACACGAUCUGCGCCGCGAGCACGUUCAACGGUAUCCGCCGCUCGGAGGUGAGAUACACGUUGGGCGAGGGCGAGGACGCGCAGGUCGUAAAGCAGUUGAUGCUGCACUAG